Rattus rattus (black rat) is the source of this 5691-nucleotide messenger RNA. Its product is annotated as protocadherin beta-14-like. The record is from RefSeq and is a predicted model, not a curated record. The transcript has a single exon. Bases 2441 to 4840 code for a protein of 799 amino acids. Lineage: Eukaryota; Metazoa; Chordata; Mammalia; Rodentia; Muridae. Gene Ontology annotation, biological process: homophilic cell-cell adhesion. Gene Ontology annotation, cellular component: plasma membrane. Gene Ontology annotation, molecular function: calcium ion binding.
ACAUCUGAAAAAAGAAGUUACUUUCACAUUAGCCAAGGGUAGUUUUAUUUUAUUUGCAAGCAUUCUACUGAAAAUUCCAUUUUAAAGGUCAUAAAUAAUGUCUAUAUACACUAAGUAAUAUUUAUCAUCAAAACAAAGAGAUGCAACUACUCAGUGUUUUGUAAAGUCUUUCUCUUGCAUGUGACAAUGUCAAUGAAAUGGUUGUAUAGAGGGAGCAGCUUUGCCCCCAUGGUUCUUCUAGGAUCAGAUUUCACUCCAAAUGACUGCUCCAACAUUGUUUAUGGCAAACUAAUUGUCUAUAUGGCUGUAACUUCUCACUGUUAUACCUAUGUUCUAGAUGACUUGGGGGAAAGAUUAACAUUUAGAACUCUUCUAUCCCAGACAAAAAAAAAGUAGUAAAUUCUGUUUUCCAUCCAUCUGUAAAAUUGCUAAGGUCAAACCAAACCACAAGCAGGUUCAGAUAGGCAGGUCAGCCUUGUGUCUUAGUUACUUUUCUAUUGCUGUUAUAAAACAUAUGAUCAUGGCAACUUAUUCUAAAAAAAAAUGCUUAACUCUAGACUUAUAGUUUCAGAGGGAUAGAGUCCAUGAUGGCACAGCAAACAUUACAUGUAGAAGAAUGGUACGUAUUUUAGAAGACACCUAUCAGGGUCAUCCACAAAUGCUGACUUAAAUACAAGAGACAAUGUUAACAUGUUUUUUCUUGACUUUGAGGUAUUUGCUGCUGUUUUUCUUGGUUUUUUGACAUUCUGCUUGUCUUUCAAAGAAUGAUGUUGAACUCAGUGUCUUCUUUUUCUUUUUCUGUCUAUUUUUCUUUUUUAAAACAAAUAAGUGAACGUUGUUCUACCAAGGAUGGUACAAGGAAAUUCACCAACACUAAAAUUUCUUUUUUUUAAAUAAGAGUAGCACUUGUCCAUGAACUAUACCCGCCUACUCAUAUAAUUUAAAUUAUUCCUGGAUUGCUAAUACCUAAUACCUAGUAACAAUGGAAAGUCGUACAUAUUCAACAUAAAUGAAAUUUGGCGCCUACGUUUUGAUUGUUCUAUUUAAUUUUAUUUUGAAGCUAGAGACUGAACCAGGACUCACACCAUUACUAAGGUACUGCCACAUAAUUCAAUUGUUUUCUCUUAACAGACAUUUAGUUAAUUUCCUUCUGGUUACUUUGCAAAUGUCAACUCAUUAGUUUCUACAACAAAAACCCUUGGAGACAAGACUAUCAGCAUUCUACUUAUAGAUAAGGAGACAAAGGUAUAGAGUUUGUCCAGGUCUAUAGAGAGUGAGUGGUAGAACCACAAUUCAGUGUUCCUAAACAUUGUCCACCUCCUAGAUCACAGUUACGUGUCUCUUCAAGACGUUUCUGUUACUCUUUACCUAUGCACUGUUACAUCUUUAAUUACUAGCUAAUGAAUUCUUAUUCCCUGAAAAGUUCUUAAAAGGAUCAUCUUACAGUGUCAUAUCUUCCAAUAUGCACAUAAAGACAUGUUUGUAUGCAUAUGUGUAUAUGUCUUUUCAGACAGUGUCUCCCUACAUAACUCUCACUAACAUAGAGCUAACUGUGUAGACCAUGCUUACCUUAAACUCUUACGGAUCCCCCUACUUCUGCCUCUCAAGUGUUGGGAUUGAAAGUAUGCACCACCAAACCUUACUGUGUUUUCAAUGUAAAAGCAAGAAUCUAAUAUUACCUUGUCAUAAGUUCUCUAUUAACAAAAAAGUAGUAUGUUUUGUAUUUUUCCUUAUUCGUGUGUGUAUGUGUGUGUAAGUGUAAAAAGUAGUGGAGUAAUAAUUAAAUAAUGAACUCCACCCCAACAAAUAUUUACCAGAGUUGAUGAGGUAAACAUUUGUAACCACUAAGUAAUUGUCUUGAAAUAAAUAUUUUUAUUUAUUUUGGAGCACUUUAUUGUAUCUUUUUUGAGUUGAACAUUCAAAGCACUAAUGAUUUCAUACAGAGAAUGGACUGUGUUUGGAUAUUAUUUCAAACAAACCAACAACACCAGACAUUUUAUAGAAAACCAGGAAAGCUCAAACAGACUGAGAUAUAAGCUAUAUCCAAGAAGUAUUUCUACAUGUGUAUUGUGGUAAUGAUUUGCAGUUAUAUUUUAAAGGCGUUGCUAAUUAUAAAUAACACCUGGAUAUUUAGAGAUAAAUAUAAACUAUGUGAAAUUUGCUUUUGAAUAUUCUAGAUAGACAUAAAAUUUUAGGAGAAAAAUAUUAAAUGAAAAAAUUCACAGAGACACAUGGUGGCGCUGUAGGAUAAGAUGAAAUAGUGCGUAGCCCGCCCUGUAGGUUCCACUAUCCAAAGGACCAAUUCAGUGAGAAGGGAGGUAUUACAGGAGCUUCACCGACAGAGCUGACAAGGGAUUUUCAAUAGAAAUAUCGGAUCUUUGUCUCCCAAAUUUGGGAUUGAAUUUAAAUUUUGGAGUAGAAGAAGUUGCCUGAAGGAACCAUGGGGAACAGAAAGACUCUCAUCCUGCAGAAACGGCAAGUCUUGGUUUUCUUUGUUUUGCUGGGAUUGUCUCAGGCGAGUGCUGAGUCUUUGCGCUAUUCUGUAGCAGAGGAAACAGAAAUUGGCUCUUUUGUGGCUAAUCUGGCAAGGGAUUUAGGGCUGGGGGUUGCGGAGUUGUCCUCCAGGGAAGCCAGGGUAGUGUCAGAUGAUAAUAAAAAGCAUUUACUCCUUAAUUUGCUGACCGGAGAUUUGCUCCUGAGUGAGCGACUGGACCGUGAAGAGCUGUGUGGCUCCACCGAGCCCUGUGUGCUGCCCUUUCAGGUGGUACUGGAAAACCCUUUACAGUUCUAUCGAGCUGAGCUGCAUGUCAGAGACAUAAAUGAUCACGCCCCUACAUUCCUAGACAAGGAAACAACUAUUAAAAUACCAGAAAGCGCUGCUAUCGGAGCCACAUUUUUAAUUGAGAAUGUACAGGAUCUGGACAUAGGAAGCAACAGUCUCCAGGACUACAGCAUUAGCCCCAGUUCUCAUUUCUAUGUUAAAAUUCAUGAGAGUGGUGAUGGAAAGAUAUAUCCAGAGCUGGUACUGGACAGAGCUUUAGAUCAUGAGGAGGAAUCUGAGCUUAGAUUGACACUUACAGCAUUGGAUGGCGGGUCUCCACCCAGGUCUGGGACAACAUUAGUUCUCAUAAAAGUCUUGGACAUCAACGAUAAUGCUCCUGAGUUUGCUCAGAAUUUCUAUGAGGUGCAGAUCCCAGAGGACACACCCGUUGGCUCCAGUAUUAUUACUAUCUCUGCUAAAGAUUUAGAUAUGGGAAAUUAUGGGAAAAUAUCAUAUUCAUUUUUGCAUGCAACAGAAGAUGUUAGAAAAACCUUUGAAAUCAACCCAACAUCUGGGGAAGUCAAUUUGAGAUCACUGCUGGAUUUUGAAGUAAUACAGUCCUAUUCUGUAACUAUCCAAGCAACAGAUGGUGGAGGUCUUUCAGCAAAAUGCACUCUUUCAGUUAAAGUAGUAGAUAUAAAUGACAAUGCACCAGAAGUGAUCAUAUCAUCGGUUACAAAGACAAUUCCAGAGAAUGCUUCAGAGACCCUGAUCACUCUGUUCAGUGUCCGAGAUCAAGACUCUGGAGACAAUGGAAGGAUCCUUUGCUCUAUUCCGGAUGACCUUCCAUUUAUUCUAAAACCCACCUUCAAGAAUUUUUUCACUCUACUUUCUGAAAAAGCACUGGACAGAGAGAGCAAAGCUGAGUACAACAUCACCAUUACUGUCUCUGACCUGGGCACACCCAGGCUCACAACCCAGCACACCAUAACAGUGCAGGUGUCUGACAUCAACGACAACGCCCCCGCCUUCACCCAAACCUCCUACACCAUGUUUGUCCGCGAGAACAACAGCCCCGCCCUGCACAUAGGCACCAUCAGUGCCACAGACUCAGACUCAGGAUCCAAUGCCCACAUCACCUACUCGCUGCUGCCGCCUCGAGACCCACAGCUGGCCCUCGACUCACUCAUCUCCAUCAAUGCAGACAAUGGGCAGCUGUUCGCGCUCAGGGCGCUGGACUAUGAGGCGCUGCAGGCCUUCGAGUUCCGCGUGGGUGCCACAGACCGAGGCUCACCCGCGCUCAGCAGCCAGGCACUGGUGCGCGUGGUGGUGCUGGACGACAAUGACAAUGCGCCCUUCGUGCUCUACCCGCUGCAGAAUGCCUCAGCGCCCUACACAGAGCUGCUGCCCAGGGCGGCAGAGCCUGGAUACCUGGUUACCAAGGUGGUAGCUGUGGACCGCGACUCUGGCCAGAAUGCCUGGCUGUCAUUCCAGCUGCUCAAAGCCACGGAGCCGGGGCUGUUCAGCGUGUGGGCGCACAAUGGCGAGGUACGCACCUCCAGGCUGCUGAGCGAGCGCGAUGCACCCAAGCACAAACUGCUGCUGAUGGUCAAGGACAAUGGAGAUCCUCCGCGCUCUGCCAGUGUUAUGUUGCACGUGCUAGUGGUAGAUGCCUUCUCUCAGCCCUACCUGCCUCUGCCAGAGGUGGCGCACAAUCCUGCACACGACGAGGACACUCUAACACUGUACCUGGUCAUAGCCUUGGCAUCUGUGUCUUCUCUCUUCCUCUUGUCUGUGCUGCUGUUCGUGGGGGUGAGGCUGUGCAAGAAGGCCAGGGCAGCUUCUCUGGGUGGCUGCUCUGUGCCCGAGGGCCACUUUCCUGGCCACCUGGUGGACGUUACCGGCACUGGAACCCUGUCCCAGAACUACCAGUAUGAGGUGUGUUUGACAGGAAGUACUGGAACAAACGAGUUCAAAUUCCUGAAGCCAGUCAUGCCCAGUCUUCAACUCCAGGACCCCGAUUCUAAUAUGCUGGUAAAGGAGAACUUUCGGAAUAGCCUGGGUUUUAAUAUUCAAUAAAAAUUUCCUUUAAACUUUUAUUAUUUUCUUUCUACUGACAAAUUGCAAAGGCUUGCUUUUUUUUUUUUUCUUAAUCUGUAUUGGAUUUAAGGUCUUCCUGACGUUGCAUGCAUUUUCAUAUCACGUGUUUUUCUCAGAGUUACUUUGAAAAUCUUUACUGGGAUUAGAGUGAUGCAAAGAAACACGUUUUGUUUUGUUUAUUUUCUUGAAGUGUUGUGUUAACGGGUCUGCUGUUUCUUAUAUAAGACCCAGCAAUGGAAAUGCUGAUUUAAAUAUUUAGGAUGGACGUGUUGAGCUAGUGAUUGCUAUAAUUCUUCGGGGAGUCCGCAGCAAGCAGCCCUGAAUGGGAUCUACAGCAAAAGACAUGAAGGGGGGGAGGGAAGGAACUAAAAAGGGGCAAAUGUUACUAAAUAUGGAAUUUCCCAAUAUGCUAUUAAAACCCAACAAACAGAGAGUCUAAGUGUUGUUUUACCUGGUUAGAAACUGUAUUGGGAUCAUUUGCAGUAUUCUCUGUCAGAUUAUUUCAUCAGAAAAAAUAAUGUUCUUUAAACGCUGCCCCUCCAAAUCCAGUAGUAGAGGUCUUUGUUUCACAGUGUUUUCAAGAAUUGCUUUCUUAGAUCUCUGAUUUCUAAUGAAGCUUUCUAAUUAUCAAAAUAGCCUAGGUUUUGAUGUUGUUGUCUUUAAACACAUGUUUUCUUGGUUAAAAUUUGUGGUACUCUAUACCACUCACUACUAAAGCAGAUAAUAGUUCAUAAUCUUAUCUUAAGUAAAUAAUCUUAUAUCAGAAAAGAACAGGAUAAAAUCUUCCUAGGAAAUAAAAUAAAGAUUUUAAAAAUUUGUUUAUUUACUUA